GACGUCACCGUCGGCGGCGCGGGCGCUGAUUGGCCGCCGCCUUCCCGCUUCCUCCUGGCCGGCCGAGAGCCCGCCAUUUUGAAAAGCUCGCCGCCGCCGCCGCCUCCCCGCCGGCCCCCGGCACCGGCACCGGCCCCGGGGCUGCAGCCGGAGCUGAGAAACAUACACCAUGUCUUCUGUUGCUUCAUCCAAAGAAGAUACAAUGUCGUCUGAGAAAGCAGAUGAGAAACAACCUGAAGCUGAAAACAAAGCUGAGGAAAGUGAUGAAGAUGAAGAGGAGGAAGAAGAGGAGGAAGAAGAAAAGGAAAAGAGCCUUAUUGUUGAAGGAAAAAGGGAGAAGAAGAAGGUAGACCGGUUGACCAUGCAAGUGUCCUCAUUACAAAAAGAACCUUUUACAAUUACACCAGGAAAAGGACAAAAACUUUGCGAAAUUGAAAGGAUACAAUUCUUUUUGAGUAAAAAGAAGACAGAUGAACUUCGGAACCUGCACAAACUCCUCUACAACAGGCCAGGCACUGUUGCUUCCCUAAAGAAGAAUGUGGGUCAGUUCAGUGGGUUUCCAUUUGAAAAAGGAAGUGACCAAUACAAAAAAAAGGAGGAAAUGUUAAAAAAAUUUAGAAAUGCGAUGUUGAAAAGUAUCUGUGAAGUUCUUGAUUUGGAAAGAUCAGGAGUUAAUAGUGAACUGGUAACCAGGAUCUUAAACUUCUUGAUGCACCCAAAAUCUUCAGGCAAGCCAUUGCCAAAGUCCAAAAAAACACCAAGUAAAGGUGGCAAAAAGGAGCGCAGUAGCACCGGAACAACAAGAAAAGCAAAACGCACCAAGUGUCCAGAGAUCUUGUCAGAUGAAUCUAGCAGUGAGGAAGAUGAAAAGAAGGAAAAGGAUGAGUCUUCAGAGGAAAAAGAAAGUGAAGAGGAGGCCCCUAGAAAAGCAUCCAAAAGAGAAAAGUCUAAAAAGACGACUUCCAAACCCAAGAAAGCUGUGAAGGGUGCUAAUGUCAAGAAGGCAGACAGCAGCACUACUAAAAAGAAUCAGAACAGUUCUAGAAAAGAAAGUGAGUCUGAGGAUAGUUCAGAUGAUGAACCUUUAAUUAAAAAGCUGAAGAAACCACCCACAGAUGAAGAACUAAAGGAAACUGUCAAGAAAUUGCUGGCCAAUGCAAACUUGGAGGAGGUCACAAUGAAACAAAUUUGCAAGGAGGUGUACGAAAACUAUCCUAGUUAUGAUUUAUCUGACAGAAAAGACUUCAUUAAAAAAACAGUCAAAGAGUUGAUUUCAUGAUCUGGUUUGACUGUGGGAAAUUGAAGAUUCCUGAUUUUAUGUUCCCAUGGAUUUGAAGAUCUGAUAGGCACCAGCAAAAGGAAAGUGUCUUACCCUUGUGGUAUUUAGUCAGAGUUGAUUCUGCUGAUCUAAUGCAAAGAGUGUUGAUGUAAAUCAUGUUGUGUAUCUUUUUUUUUUUUAAACUAAACAUGCAUUUGAUGCAGUUUUUAGUUGAACAUACUUAAGUUUUGUGCAUGGCAAUAAGUGUUCCCUUUUUAUAGUUUUUGUACAUUUUGAAUUGCUUUGUAUAAUUAGAUUCAUUAGACAUCACAGUUUAGUCUGCCUUACUAGCUUGCAGAAGAUUUUAAGAUGAAGAUGAGAGCUGUUUAUCUGUGGAUAUACAUGCAGAGACUGGAAUAUCGCAGUAUUGGUUAUUAAAAAAUAUUUUGAAUACAUAUCCAUUCUGAAAAUACCAAGAGUUAAUCACAUGUUAAUGUCUUUUAUAUUCUGAUACAUUCUACAGAUGCAGAGUUAUUCUAAAUCUAGAUUACUGUCUUGCAUGUGUAGGCACUGAGACAACUGUUAGAGCAUGGUAACUAAUUCGCAUAUAGAUGUUAUUUUUGUACUUUUAAAAGGCUUUCUGUUGUGUAUAUAAAGUUAUUUCAGAUUUCUUUUGUGCAAAUCAGUUUUUUAAUCUUGUAAUCUUGGAGGAUUUAUGACAUGAAAUGUCACUGUUCAGCAGUGAGGCUGUGAUGAAAAGUGGGAUGCAGAAGUUUUGUGAAACUACAAAUGAGUUGAGGUUUUACAGUGUUUUUCCCAUCUUACCUUGUACAGAAAUGAAACUGUAGUUUUAUACUUAAGCUUUUCAGCAUUUAACUUUGUACAAAGACUACAGGUACAUUUGUUUCAAUGGCUUGACAUACUAAAUAAAAUCCCUCUAAAGUCUACAGGGAAAUUUUCAAAUUUCACUUUGUACAAAAUCUUUUAUUUUAGUGUCUUGAUUUAAUGGCCUAACGUCUCAGAAGUGGGUGUCCAGGACGUGCAGCUGGGAGGCUUGAGAGCUUUGGAAGCCCACAGUGGGGCUUCUGCACCAGGCAUCGCUAAGUGUGUGGUUAAGCUCUGUUCCGUGUGCGAAAGCUCUUCUGAACCUGAGCCCUGGUGCCUCAACAUGUGCAAUGGUACUUUUAAGUCUGCAGUCUUGAACUUUGGCCCACAGCUUUUUGGAUCAAGGUGAACUCUUUGCAUAAGUUUCUGUUCUUUAGGUUUCUGUUCUCCGUACACCAUGUUGUUAAUAUGGAAAGUCCUACACUUAAAAUUAUGAACUACCAACAGACGUCAAAGUGUGGGCUGCCAGUAACGCCAUGAGCAAAGAAUCCCUCUGACUACAGUAUUGCUGGAAAGACAAAGCAUAUUUUUGAAUUUUAUUAUUGUACAGUUGGGAAAUAAAGGUUCAUAAGUGAUCUAAAUUCUGAAAAUGUUCAGCCAGUUAGAUUGUUAAAUAUCAUACACGUUGAAUUUCUUUGCAUAUAAUCAUUUAUAAGAAGGCUGACUGCAACGGGGUUUUUUUGUAUUCAAUAAAUGUCUUUCACAAAAAUGUAAAUCAAUUUUGAUGAUACAACAUUUGCUUAAAUGUAUAGUAAAAAUUACACAAACAAA
Anas platyrhynchos (mallard) is the source of this 2914-nucleotide messenger RNA. RefSeq names its product DEK proto-oncogene (gene DEK). Gene Ontology annotation, biological process: regulation of double-strand break repair; chromatin organization. Gene Ontology annotation, molecular function: histone binding; DNA binding. NCBI's taxonomy places the organism in Eukaryota, Metazoa, Chordata, Aves, Anseriformes, Anatidae. Gene Ontology annotation, cellular component: nucleus. The record is from RefSeq and is a predicted model, not a curated record.